GGUAGCUGGACAGAGCAUUACUCUUGGAUCCUGUGUCUUAACCAGAGAGCUGAGCUCUGCGUUUGAAAAAGUUUGAGCAAAUAAGCUGACAAAUAUCUAACACCACAAGAUGGGAAGCAGAAUUAGCUCAGAGAACAAGGAGUCAGCCAAAAGAUCAAAGGAACUGGAGAAAAAGCUUCAGAAAGAUGCUGAGAGAGAUGCAAGAACUGUGAAGUUGCUGUUAUUAGGAGCAGGAGAAUCUGGAAAAAGUACUAUCGUUAAACAAAUGAAGAUCAUCCAUAAGAAUGGUUACAGUGAACAAGAAUGCAUGGAGUUCAAAGCAGUAAUUUACAGUAAUACAUUGCAAUCCAUCCUAGCUAUUGUGAAAGCCAUGGAUACCCUUGGGAUUGAUUAUGUAAAUCCCAGAAGUUCAGAAGACCAACAGCAGCUUUCUGCGAUGGCAAAUGCCCUGGAAGAUGGCAGCAUGACCCCCGAACUAGCUGAGGUAAUCAAACGGCUAUGGAGUGAUCCAGGAACCCAGGCCUGCUUUGAAAGGGCAUCAGAGUAUCACCUCAGUGACUCAGCAGCUUACUACCUUAAUGAUGUAGACAGAAUAACAGCACCUGGAUAUGUCCCAAAUGAGCAGGAUGUUCUACAUUCUCGAGUGAAAACAACUGGAAUCAUUGAAACUCAAUUCUCCUUUAAAGACUUGUACUUCAGAAUGUUUGACGUAGGUGGACAGAGAUCUGAGAGAAAGAAAUGGAUUCACUGCUUUGAAGGAGUCACGUGCAUUAUAUUUUGUGCUGCACUCAGUGCCUAUGACAUGGUCUUAGUGGAAGAUGAAGAGGUGAACAGAAUGCAUGAAAGCCUUCUCCUGUUCAACAGUAUCUGUAAUCACAAGUAUUUUGCAACCACCUCUAUUGUCCUAUUUCUCAAUAAAAAAGAUCUCUUCCAAGAAAAAAUAACCAAAGUGCAUCUUAGUAUCUGCUUUCCAGAGUACACUGGGCCAAAUACAUUUGAAGAUGCAGGGAACUACAUCAAGAAUCAGUUUCUAGACCUGAAUUUAAAAAAAGAAGAUAAGGAAAUUUAUUCUCACAUGACUUGUGCUACAGAUACCCAAAAUGUCAAGUUCGUGUUUGAUGCAGUUACAGAUAUAAUAAUCAAAGAGAAUCUGAAAGACUGUGGGCUUUUCUAAUCAAUUCUUUUUUCUUCCAUUCUUGCUCAUGUAGGUUUUUCAACAUUAAAAGGAAAGGUGCUGUAUGACAUGUUUAGUUUUAAUAGAUAUAAACUUAUCCAGAAAUACAGUGUGUUACAAGGCAAAAUUUUUUUCACAAAAAUUUUAAUGUACUGCCACCUUUAUUUGGAUAAGAUUCCAUUUCUAUGGGGCAAUGAGGAUGGGUUAUCUUUGAUAUCCUCAGGUCUUGAAAACUGGUAUAUUUUGGUAAUGUUCGGUGACACUGAAUUUAGUUGGAACUACUUUUCUGCAUUGUGCCUAUUUUUAAUCAUAGAACAAUGAAAAAUGCAAGAUAUUCCAUAUUAUUUCCAUUGGCCAGAUUUUGAGAGGCAUUCAUUUUUGCUGAUAAUGUAACUGUGCCUAUAUGUAGAAACUGUUCAGAGACGAUAUUUUAUUGGUCAGUUAAUACCAUUUAGUCAGUUGCAAAUGAAAUGUUCAUUAUACAUGUACCUGUUGAUAGGAAAUUAUAUAUGCAAAAGAAAUAUAAUUUUUUCUGCUAUAUUUUUUUUCCCUUAGGAAAAAAUCAUUAAUGUUGAAUUUACCCUUAGAAUUGAGGAUUCCAAUAAUAUAUCCUUUUGCAACAACCUAGUUGAAAACAGGGCCAUGUAUGGUCAAGUACAUAGUGUAAAGCUGUUCAGGCUGAAUAAAAGACCUCAAUGGACAUUUCUCACAAUUUAUUCUAGAGUGGCAUGAACAUUAUUAUAAUUAAUGGUUUUGGAACAACAAUUCUAGACUGCAAGAGAGAAAAAUAAUUCUAUGUCUCAGCACUAGUAUAUUUUGAUUUUAUGAAUAAGAAGUUGGAAGUAACAACAUAAAAUUAAGGAGUUUUUUAGAAGAGAAACAUGGAGUCUCUCUGUUAGUACUGUAUGGUCUACUCUAAAUGUCAUACAGCAUGCCAAUGGUGAAAGACUACUUUUUAAAAGAUAACUUGGUGCCUUAAAUCAUAUUAUUUACAAACAGAAAAGAAUGACUUUUUAAAAAGUGUGUUCUUUAACAGCAUGUACUUUGUAAACAUGUCUCAAUAUUGUUUACCCUCUAUACUUGUAGAAGGUGAGAGGUCAGAAUAGUAGGUCAGUGCAUAAGAUUUAUAACCACUCUGAAAAGAUAACUAAUUAGGUUUUUAUAAAUUAAAUGAGAUGAAGUGAACAUAAAUGAAGCAAUCUGCCAAUCUAGUUCAGAACUUAGGUAGCUCUCAGUAUCUCAGUGCUACUACUUCAUUGUUCUGUAAUACAUUUCCAUUCUAAACACAUAACAAUGAUCGCUAACAGAGUUAAGUAACCUUGACUAGAGUGUCUCUGGCCCUAUUUUCAAAAAUACAAAGAAGUUAUCAACAAAUACAGUUUAAUAAAAAAAGCCAUAGUAAGAAAAAGUAAUUUGAACUGCUUUGCAGAAUACAGAUUACUAAGGAGUCUCUGAUACCACAGACAAAAAAAAUGAGGCAAUAUUCAGUUCAGGUUAUUUGAUAUUUUCUGAUUAAGAACCAAUAUCUAUGUAACAACAGCCCAGUGUUUUGCUAGGAGAUAGUCAAUGCUAUGAGAUUGUAAAUUAAGAUUACAAAUGCUAAAAUUUUCAUUCAUUGCUUUGUCUUUUUUUUCCCCCUCCCAUUCUAUUUUAACCUGUUUUCUUCAUCAGUAUGAAGAGAAUUUUCCAGAAAGGAGUAAGACAUUUUUUAAAAUAUAACUGUUAUUACAUUUUAACUGACUUGCUUUGAGGGGUUCCUCUUUUAGAUAACAUAGGUGGAAAGGGUGGGGUCAGAAAUUAUUCAAUUUUUGAAAAACACGUAACUCACUUCAAUCUGUGCAAAAAAUUGACAGGCAUCAAUAUUUAUUUAUGAAACAUUAUUCUCUGAGACCUUGAAUAAGUUAAGUGAUCAAACAAAAAUUAGAGGAGUCAGUUUAGAUUUUUUCUUUUAAAAAAGCUGUUAAAUUCCUUCCAAUCCUAUGAUUGAAAUUUAAAAUCUUUUUCAUAAUCAACAAUACUUGCUAUGCUAAACAAUGAAUUUUAAUUAAGACAAAAAAUUUUAAUAGCGAAAAAUAAAAUAGAUGUUUGCAUUACUUUUUAAGAUCAUUGCACUCCUUAAAACUUGGUCUCUUCCUGAUUUUACUUUUGAAAUUUUUAACAAAAAAAGAGUAGAUGCAUACAUUUUGGGCUAACAAAGGAAGUGACAAAGUGGAAAAUAUGGAAAGCUAUUCCUUAGCUGAAAGACACUCACACUGAGACCAGCAAUGUUAACGUUAGUUAGAAAUGAAACACUUGUUUCAAUUGAAAAUUCAACUUUAAUUUUAACUGGACAGUUGGUGUUCUUGCUUUUAUAGUGUCUGUAAGAAGCAGUCCUAGUUUGUCAGAGUUCAAUAUGAUUACACUGAUUUUUUCCUGUGAGUUCUCCUUCCUGACUCCGAAUGUUUCCAAAUCUUGCUUGUCUCAGUUUGUAAUACUCCCAACGCAUCCAUUUGUAAGAUGUGUCCAAUCAUACACAUGCUGUUCUACCUCAGACACCUGGUGGAGGCUUAUAUCUAAUGGGGCCAUUAACAACUAGUUCUUGCAAAGUUCUCCCAGCAGCAUGAAGUGGUCAAUAUAUGAAGCUCUGCAUCUUGGACUAGUGACCAGAGAGUUAAAUGAAGACUAGUAAGUGGAUAUACUUUUGAGCGAAAAUAUAAAAGUUGGUAAGUCUACAAAGAAGCUUUAUGGGAAAGGAGUUUUAAGUCCUGUGGAAUUUACAAUACACAUUAUAGAUUUCCAAUAUCCUAUACAUUAACAAAAUUUAUAAACAAAUAACAGUCUUUGUGUACAUCAUACAAAUGGACAGUUUCAGGUCAAUUGGCCUGUUCUAUUACAAAUUUUCUUGCUUGAUCUAUUAUCCUAUUUAAUCGCAAAAUAUAUUUUAAAAUAAUUGCAGAGAAUCACUCAGGUUUGACUUAAACACUAUGUACAUACAGAAAAAUAAGUCUUUUUUUUGUAGAUUUAUGUGUUUUUACUGUGUUAUACCACUUCAGAAUCAGAGGUGGUGUGUUGUUUAACAUGUAUGGCUACUAAAAAAACAUUUGUAGGGACUAUAGGCAAAAUGGUGGCUCCUCUGGCUUAGGGUAGCUUUGAAAAUAGAGAGAACCUUCGGUGGGGGACAGAGAAACAUUCACUAGAUAAUAUAAUCAGUUAACGCCCUCUUACCACUUAGGCCUUUCUGACAUUCUUACAAACUAGUCUGUAGCCACAGGGGGGCACACUUACAUCAUGGUUUUCUACCCAAAUGUUGCAGACAAUAAAUUUAGAUUACCAAUAGCUUUAAUAAAACAGAUAAUAAAAUCCUAUUAAAAAUCAUAGUUCAUUUUGUGCUCAAGCUCAGUAGUGUAUAAUAAUUUGAUAAUCAUAAUAUACACACUAUUUUAGUCAAGUUUUGUGAAAACAAAACUACUGAAACAUCUCUAAACAUUUUUAGGGUUAUACACAAAUAGCCAGGUCUUUUCUCCUUUUUUUUCCCACCAUUUUCAAAUUGUUUGUUACUAUUAAUUGUGGAAAGUGUAUUUUUCCAUUAAUCUGUAUUGUGCCUAAGAUCUUGAUUAGCUUAUAGUGAAAGGUAGAAAAAUAAUUGAUGCCUAACAACUGUUUUGUGAAUAAUCAACUGGCUGCUUAUUAGUGUGUAUCUUUUCAGUAAAUUAAAGCAAAAUUCCA
This is a messenger RNA of Manis javanica (Malayan pangolin), 4879 nucleotides long. RefSeq names its product G protein subunit alpha transducin 3 (gene GNAT3). Gene Ontology annotation, biological process: adenylate cyclase-modulating G protein-coupled receptor signaling pathway; detection of light stimulus involved in visual perception; phototransduction, visible light. The record is from RefSeq and is a predicted model, not a curated record. Gene Ontology annotation, molecular function: GTPase activity; G-protein beta/gamma-subunit complex binding; GTP binding. Gene Ontology annotation, cellular component: cytoplasm; heterotrimeric G-protein complex. NCBI's taxonomy places the organism in Eukaryota, Metazoa, Chordata, Mammalia, Pholidota, Manidae.